CACUAUAGUUGCCAAAAAUCGUUUUUAGUUUAAUGACACUACUGUAAUUACUGCGAAUGUGCUCGUCGUAAAAUCAUAAAGAUCGUGGACAAAGAAUUCAUAAAUCACUUCUAUAUGGUUAUAACGUUUAUAUAGUCGGAUAAAUACUGUGUGUCACAAUGACGAAUGAUGUGCGUAUUUCAUUGUAUGAAAACAAUCAAUCAAACAAUUCGUGAUCUUACUUCUAGCAGGCGUACCACGUGUUUGUAAAAUGUGUAAUUCACAGAAUGCGGUAUUACCCUGACGUUCGAUAAUAGUUGUAUAGUCCAACCUGAAUUAGGGGAUACCACGUGAAGAAAUCGAGACAAUUGUUGAUAAAAUUUGGAGCUCACUGUUGUUAACAUGACAUCAAAAACGGUAUUCGUUACGCAGGAGGGACCGGCAAAUGCCUUAGCCCUAAAUAAGGAUAAUACUCAAGUUGUGAUCGCUGGACGCAAUGUCUUCAAAAUAUUUGCUCUACUUGAAGACAAGUUUGAAGAAGUCUGCAAUCUGAGAGUUGGGAAGAAUCUUAAUCUGAAUUUUUCAUGCAAUGAUGUUGCUUGGAAUUUAAUCGAUGAUCACAUAUUGGCAACCGCAGCCACCAAUGGUGCUGUGGUGGUAUGGAACCUGAAUCGACCUUCUCGGUCAAAGCAGGAACACGUGUUUAUAGAUCAUAAAAGAACUGUGAAUAAAGUGAGCUUUCACAUGACUGAGCCUAUGUGGUUAAUAUCAGGCUCUCAAGACGGAACUAUGAAAUGUUUUGAUCUCAGAAUUAAGGAGGCUACUAAAACAUUUUACAGCAACACAGAAUCUGUGCGAGAUGUGCAGUUUUCACCGCAUCAACAAUACACAUUUGCAGCUGUUUCGGAAAAUGGUCAUGUUCAGCAAUGGGACUUGAGGAAACCCGACCGCUGCUUCCAGCAUUUCACAGCACACAGUGGGCCAAUUUUUGCUUGUGAUUGGCACCCUGAAGCCUCGUGGCUAGCUACUGCCUCACGUGAUAAAACAAUUAAGGUUUGGGACAUAUCAGCUAAACCCACAUGUGAAUAUACAAUCCAUACAAUUGCAUCUGUGGGUAGAAUAAAAUGGCGACCUCAAAGAAAGUAUCACAUCGCAAGCUGCGCCUUGGUCGUAGACUGCAGCAUUAAUGUAUGGGAUAUUAGAAGGCCUUAUAUACCGUUUGCUAGUUUUAACGAGCAUAAAGAUGUUCCAACUGGUGUUGCCUGGAGAGGAGAUCCUCAGUACUUUUUAUCAACAAGCAGGGAUUGUACAUUAUAUCAUCACGUGUUUAAAGAUGCAACUAGGCCGGCAAGCAAAGCAAAUCCUCAAGGUAUUGCACUCAACUGCAAGGGUGAUGUGGCAUAUGCUUGCAAAAUCAGUGUGAACGCACCAACUACUGUUAAACAGUUAACUAGCAUCAUGAGGAAAUCUCCAGCGAGUAAUGACACCUUCUGUAUGGCCUCUAGUAUGAUGCACAGAUUCACGGAAACUGCUCCACGAGAACCUAAGUGGUUUAGGGAAUGUGCUGAAGGAUACUUACUCAGCGGUAGACUUAAUGAUAUUUGUGAUCAUAAUGCAGCAGUUGCGAUUACUGCAGGCAGAAAUGAUAUAAGUACAGUAUGGAGUAUAACGAAAACACUGUAUGCAAAUCCACUUGGAAAUAUGUUGAAAUCGUCGCCAAAUGUUUCGAAAGAUGAUACUGUCAACACUCUGAACCUUGCACAAAUUGGCAUUGGAUCAACAGUUGAUCAGACAAAUAUAGGUCAUGAAAAUGAUGUCAAAUCACUGCAAGGUGAAGCGCCUGGUGUGAUUAGUGGUGGCGACGAUGAGACUGAGACUGAUGAAAUGACUGAGAAUCAAAAUUUUAUUGGCCCCAUACUUCCCAGUCACAGGCGAUAUCUGGCUGGACACAAAUGUCAACCAAAAGGUGAUUUCUUCUUUGGAGAUGGUGAACUCGAACCAAUAACAAUGGACUACACAUCUGGUUAUAUACACAAUCUCAUGAAUCAUGAAAAUGAUUGGACAUUACCUAAAGAAGCAUUUCCUUUGCGACACGAAAUACAGGAUAGAUCCCCACCUCCCGAACAAUUUCCCAAUCAUUCUCCAGAUAUGAAUGACAAUGAUUCUGGAUCAGUCACAGUAGAGGAUCAACCUUGUGAAUUGAUAGUGACUGCCGUUCCCAAGCCAUCAUUUUGGGAUCCAACACAGCUAAUUGAAGAAGCGUUGAGACAUCAUGCAGCAAUUUUGGAUGUUCAGACAUCAGCGUCGAUAUUAAUUGCUCUUGGAGAACGAAGAAAAAGUUUGAACAUCGAGGCAGCAACUCAAGAGCAUUGGUUACUCGAAUAUAUCGACAUGCUAGGUAGAUUUAAAUUAUGGGAAAUUGCUACUCAGAUUAUACAGCUAGCCUGGAUGCCGUCUGUGUCUCAAUUAAAUCAGCAAUCAACAACAAUACAUGCAUGCUGCACAACGUGUACCAAGCCUCUUCAGAGGUCAGCGUGGUUAUGUGAUCGAUGUCAUACUUCAAGACAUGCUCUCUGUUCGAUUUGUCAUCAAGUUGUGCGGGGUGUGUAUGCAUGGUGUCAAGGUUGUGCUCACGGGGGACAUGUAAUUCAUAUGAACGAAUGGUUCGAGAGUAAUCGUCAAUGUCCAACAGGCUGUGGCCACAUUUGCGAGUUUACUUAACUGCCAAACUUCGGCUCCCCAUUGGCUACCAGUGAAGGUAUUACAGUACCUAAUUUAGGGAUGCAAUUACUUACUGAAAGUAGUAUUUAACGUAUCUAAAACUUUUUCGAUAAGUAAGAUAAUUAUUAUGAGGCAAGUACAGCAUAGUAACUCCGACCACGCUCAUAAUUAUCUUUGAAUCGCACAAUGUUAUGUUGUAUCAAAGUGAUACCUUCUAGUCACUGACAACGAGUAUUCGACAUUUACACAGUUAUUUAUGAUCCAAAUGCAUCAAACAUGCUCAUCUUUUUACUUUUUAUCCUGAAAUUUAAGACUUAUUUCACCACACUCAAGGUAAUGGUUUGGUAAAUUAAUACUUGUAAUUCGAAGUAAGAACCCUGCUGCUAGUGAAGACACAUACAAUAUCCUGCGCUUUCCUCGUGCCAAGAGUAAGUUUUAAGUACGUAUCAACAGACCACACAGCUCUUUUUUUUUUUCUACUCAACCCAUUAAGAAUUGAUUAUAUUUCAGAGGUCGUUACACAAUUAUGCAAUGUUUCAACUUGUCGAAUAGACACAGUUAGUCGUGACAAGUAUUUUUAUAAAUCAUUAACAAUAUUAACAGUAAAAAUUGGACAAAAUGUACAAAUGAAUAGGUCUUUAUAUUUGACUAUGGUUAACCCCACGUUUUUGGUUAUUAUCAAUGGAAAAAGAGACUGCAUGGAGAAAUGAUGUACCUAGAAAUGAAGUGUUUUUUGAAAAUUUUCACAAAAUCUUUCCAUGUAUCUUAUACUACCAGUAACAUAUAGUGUUGUGCUGAGUGUAUUGAAAUGUCAAUAGAAUCAUGAUUUUCAAAUCGCUAAAUUUUAAAGUUUACUAAUAAUUCGUCAAUGACCGACCAAAGUUAUUCAUGUGUCAUGGGGUGGAUGAUAGUGAUCACAAUGAGCAGUUAUCGAUAACCACAUCGACACCUAGCUGCGAUGUUAUUAUGGCCUAUUAUGAGUUCAUAACCCGUCGACUAGGCGCACGUACGAAGAAUUAGAGGAAAUGAGAAGAAGUUACAUUGAGGAGUUGAAUGUUUGAGUGUAUAAUUGAUUUAUUGUCAAAGAUAUUGAGAGUGCAAUAAGAAGACGUGAGGGAGAAAAAAUGGAAGAGAGGUUUUUAAGAUAUCCGAAUGAAUGAUGACUUGAGAGUGUGUAUAUGGGGUGAAGGAUGUAAAGGACUGGGCUAGUUGCAGUGCAGGAGUAGAGGGGGCAUUCAGCUGAUGCGGUAUGCAAAGUGAGACAGUGAGGUGAUGAUAAGAAGAGGAUGCAGGGUAUAAGGUGACUAAAAGAGUGUGGGAAAAGAAUCUAAGGUCUCGAGGACCCAACACAUGCAUUACAAAUAUAAAAUUAGGAUUGUUUCCUUAUAUGCAAUUAUUGUGUUUUAUAUGAAUAAUGUACAUACUUUUGUCAUAGUUUCAACUACUGUAAAUAUGUAAAGCAAAUAGGCUAGUAGCAAAACCAAGCAGUAAGAGAAGAUGAAGUACAAAACAUAAUGUCCGUACUUACUUCAUAUUUUUAUGUAUAAAAGUCAUACGAAACUUCUUAUUUGAUCUGUUAUGUUGUGAUUUGUCAUUUCUGAAGAAAUUCAAAAUACAUAGUGGAUAAAUCAUGGAUGAAGGACUUGCAAUGAUUGUAAUAUGCUUUGAAAGUAUGUACAUGACAGGAUUCUUUCAAUCGUGUAUUCAUAUUAAAGGUACAGAAUUAUAAAUUAUAUUACAAUUUUUCACGACGUUUAUCGAGUGAGUAAAUUGCAAACUGAGGUGUGAUAUAAAGUAUUAAGUAUUACAAAAAACAAUCGUACAAUGUCCAAUUGAUAACUUUUAAAUCUGAAAAUUUUGUUACAUACGUAUCAACAGUAUCUGUACAGUAAUUGAAUUCGAAUACGCUGAAACUUACACAAAUGAGUUGUCGCAUUAUUAGAAUUUUCAGUAAGAAAAAAUUAAUUGCACAAAAGAAAUCAAAAUUUAUAUUUACCAAGUGUAGCAACAAUUUUGAAUCACUGUUAUUGUGUUAUAGGUACAAGAACUUAUACUAGGAAAGAUCGUUAAUUUUAGACCAGUUAGUUCUCUAAAACUCGAUUUAACAGUAAAUAAGAUUGUUCACAUACUAUGAAACCAGGGAGCUAAUAUUAUUAAUCAGAAAACUUGACGUUUUUAUAGAGACAGUCUGAUAUUCAAUUCAACUAAUUUAGAAUAUUGAAGAAAAGGCACAUUUACCGGUUGGAAAAGUACAAAAGUAUGAAAAUAAUUUUCAACGCUAUUUAUGUAUUGCAUUUAACGUAAAAAAAAUUUAUACACCUUAUGUCACUGGGAAAAUAUAAUACUUUUAAUGUUGUGUUCAGUUUAUUGAUUACAAGAUUUCCGUUAUACUUGCGUUCAAAUAAUUAAUUGAAAAUGCAUUUUCUUUCCGAAAAUAAACGGAAAACUAUUUUUGAAGUACGUCUACAAAUUCACAAUACUUAUUGCUACACGUUUAUAUUCACCAUUAAAAAUUUUGUCAGCUUUGAACGGAAAUCAAUUUUAUUGAAUUUAUUUUUUUUUGUAACGAUAUGAAAAAUUAAAAUUAAAUUACGGUAAUUAUAUAAUAUACAAGCAUGCUUGCAUUAGAUAUACAAAUGACAUAAUUUGCAACUUGCCAGUCGAGUAUAAUGACGAUGCAAUGGAAUCAAAUGACGAGUAGGUAUUACACAUGUACAAAAA
Neodiprion virginianus is the source of this 5421-nucleotide messenger RNA. RefSeq names its product GATOR complex protein WDR24 (gene Wdr24). Gene Ontology annotation, molecular function: protein binding. The transcript has 12 exons. The record is from RefSeq and is a predicted model, not a curated record. The coding region runs from base 382 to 2700 and encodes 772 amino acids. Gene Ontology annotation, biological process: positive regulation of TOR signaling. Lineage: Eukaryota; Metazoa; Arthropoda; Insecta; Hymenoptera; Diprionidae.